Molecule: messenger RNA, 7107 nt
Organism: Pungitius pungitius (ninespine stickleback)
Lineage: Eukaryota; Metazoa; Chordata; Actinopteri; Perciformes; Gasterosteidae
Gene: rimbp2b
Product: RIMS binding protein 2b
Exons: 23
Coding region: 2200-6801 (1533 amino acids)
Biological process (GO): neuromuscular synaptic transmission
Molecular function (GO): protein binding
Source: RefSeq, a predicted model, not a curated record
UCAGGCUACCUGCACUCACAGCACGACCACUUUGUGCUUCCUGGUUGGCUCAGCCCGGGAGUCAAAGAGCUUUGUGUUCCAACGAAAGGGGGAGAGUCGACUCAAGGGGCUGUGAGUAAAGAGUAAAGAGUCACCUCCCUCAACAUCUCCACCGCUGGCACCGCUAAGGCUCGCCCCGGCGCGUCCUCCCGGCCACGUCCUUCAGCUGUCCAUCUCUCUCCAACACCCCCGAGCGCUCGAACUUUUCAGGAGCACUCCUCUGGUUCGGCACAAGCACGCACAUCAAACAUUCAAAAGUCAGAGUGGAUUUGACACUUCAAACGGAAGCGCCGGCCCGGGCCACUCUGUGGUCGGGGCGCUCGGUGCACUGGAGCUGGCUGUAAUGGCCGAGUCGAUGGCUGUGCUGGCUGAUACUUCAGUGUGAAUGUGAUGGGAAUUGUCACCGAGGCCUUCUCUGGAUACAGUGCUGCUGCUGCUGCUGCUGCUGCAGUGUUGCUCUAACGUCGCAGUAAGCCUUUCUCAGGCAGGGUUCUCAGCUUGUUUCUCUCAUUAACAGAAGCUCAUUACGGCCUUAUCUGCCUUCAAACACUUGCUGCUGCUCUUGCAUUCUCCUCAAUUAAUUGCCCGCAAAGUAGAUUUAUGAAAUUGCAAAGUUCACAGAUGCUCUUCAUGUGGAACACAGAUGUUUUCUAUUUCCCAUAAGAAAAAUGACACAUACAUUUCUUCACAGUUUAAUGCUUUGUUAAUACACAAAACACAUCACUCUUGAUUGCACAAGGCUCCUGAACUUUAUCUUCGAUGGAACAUCAUUUCAUUAAAAUUUGUAGAAUUUCACAAAGCCUCAGUGAAAGCCAUUUUUCUUGGAUGUAGAUUAAAUGACCUUUCAAACAUACACUCUGGCAACAGGUUCACAAUUUUAAUAACAUGUAUUGAAGGUAAUCAUCACGUAAAUAAACAAUUGCAAAGGACGCAUCUGCAUUCCAAUAUAUUGUAGCAACAAAUGAACGUGGUUUCAGUUGGAGCAUGGGAUAAAUGGGAUAACAUUUUCAGGACGGUUAUAAACAAGGCUUCUCAAAGUCCAAUGACCUUUGGCCAGGUUGGUCUUGACUGGAGGGGGCACUAGAACACCCUUCCAUGUGUCUAGUGCUGGAAGCAGUUGCAUUAUACACCUUUAAAACAAAUGUACCACUCUGUAAGGAGUCCUGUGGUUCAUGGAGUCAAGUCCUCUUGCUCCUACACCAUGUGUGCUCUUUGGCUGGUCAGUUUAUGCUAAGCUAACCUCAAAUGUAGCUGGAUGAAAGCGCCAUCAAUCCUUCAGCUCCAUAGCUGGGGUUGCUGGAGAAGGAUCCUUACUGGAACAUAAACUAUUCUUAUUUCGGCAAAACAACUGGAAUGCGGGAAAAGAAUAUUUAUUUGUUUUUUGGGCCAGAUGUUAAUUCUAAAUGACUGGAUGUGGAACCCGAGCUGGUAGUUUGACCUCUGGUUUAGAUGCUCACAGGCAAGUAGUCUUCACAGGUAAGUGCAGUGAACUGAAUUACAAAUGUAAAUUACAUUUCCUUUCCUGCAUGCACACGGUUAUUCAUUGUUACAUAACUCACUGUUUUGACAGUUAGAUAACAUUUUUGGAACAACAUGAAAUAUAGAAGGUGAAAAUGGUGCAAGAAAAGCCACAAAAAUACAAUUAGCUGGUUGGAUUUAAGUGUUACCUAAACCAAGGUUGUUUCAAAAGAAAUGAAGUUCACUUUGGAGUCAUCUUUCAGCGUAUCCUGUCAAAGUGUUGACCGAUAAGGUGGCUUUCUUUUCAUCCAUUUUCACCCAAAACACACCAAUGAGUGAGAAGGUGUUUCCGUUGUGGCGUUGUAGACUGGAGCGUGACUGCAAUACAAAUGAAAGUGAACUGAAACCCUGCACCCUGUAUUUCCCAGGCUCAGGUUGAGGCAAAAAAGGAACAUGAAGGCGCUGUCCAUCUGUUAGAGAACCACUUGGACAGCAUGCAGAAAUAUUCAGGGCUGCUUCUUUUCUUGGUCUUUACUACCCUCUCAGCUCUGUUUCACAUGUCCCAUCAAAGCAAACUCACAAGUGGAGAGCUUUUUGAAAGUCUGGAACUUGACUGACAGCAUAAACUGGAGGUCUUUCUAACUUGAUCAUAAAGAAAAAUUCAGCGACACUUGCUAAACAAUUGAUGAAAAGAUUCAGAAAAUGGAUCCACUUCAAUUAAAGAGGAAUGCCUGGGGCCUCUCUGACCGACCUCAGUCCCACAUAAUCAAAGCCCAUCAACACAUUGAGGCCAAAGUCCGCGAGCUGGAGGAAAAAUGUCGGUCUCAGACUGAGCAGUUCAACCUCCUCUCAAAAGAGCUGGAGAAGUUCCGUCUCCAGGCCGGAAAGUUUGAUAUCCUAAGCACUGAUCCCCUAAACGUUCUUGAAUCCCCUGGCUCGCCCAACAAAUCCCUCUCACAGCUCCUUAAUGGACUGGCUGCCCCCCUAGGAAAAGGCGAUGAAGCUCCAUCAAGCAGAUCUUUGAUAUCUGAGUUCAUUCGUCCACUCCAGAUCAGUGGAGACAAGCCGGAGUUCCUUUCUGUUAAGCCAACAUUCCUCACCCGCGGUCGAGUCAGCAGCCAGGCAAGGGCUUUCCUCCCUGAGAUGGACAAAGAGCUCAGCUCGAGGACCAGGUCCAAACCGAGAUUCACAGGGAAGGUCCGUCUGUGCAUUGCUCGCUACAGUUACAAUCCUCAUGACGGGCCUAAUGAGAAUCCUGAGGCCGAGCUCCCCCUGGUGGCAGGGAAGUAUCUCUACGUUUACGGGACAAUGGACGAGGACGGCUUUUAUGAAGGAGAGCUGCUGGAUGGACAACGGGGGCUCGUCCCGUCCAACUUUGUGGAAUUCGUCCAAGACGAGGAGACGCCCUCUGUCCAACACAGGGACGCAGUGGCUGAAGAACCUGGCUACCUCAACCACAGUAGCCUGGGGCCUCAGAGACUGAAACUUGGCACAGGAACAAGGACAGGCGUAAGCAGCCUGCUGUCUGACAGUAAACUCGACUGUAUAAGCACCAGCAGCUUGGGCAUGGAGCUCCUGGGCUCCUCAAGCAACGGGACAGGAACCUUGGACGUCAGUACCGACGAGGUCGGCGAAGACAUCGUGCCUUACCCCCGCCGCAUCAACCUGAUCAAACAACUGGCCAAGAGCGUGAUCAUCAGCUGGGACCCUCCCGUGGUGCCGCCGGGCUGGGGCUCCGUCAGCGGCUACAACGUCUCGGUGGAUAAAGAGUUGCGCAUGUGUGUCCCCUACGGGGGCAGGACGAAAACCCUCCUGGAAAAGCUCAAUCUGGUCACAAGCACCUAUCGCAUCUCGGUGCAGAGCGUGACGGAGCGCGGCCCGUCGGACGGCCUGCGGUGCACCCUGCUGGUGGGGAAGGACGUGGUGGUGGCCCCUUACUACCUGCGGGUGGACGGAAUCACGCAGGCCUCGGCUGAGCUCUCCUGGAUGCCCAGCAACAGCAACUACAGCCACACCAUAUUCCUCAACGGUGCGGAGUACGACAUGGUCAGGGCGGGCGGCUACACGUACAAGUUCUUCAACCUGAAGCCCAUGACAGUUUACAAGGUGAAGGUUAUGGCACAGCCACAUCAGGUGCCUUGGCAGCUUCCGAUGGAUCAAAGAGACAAGAGGGAAAUCUCUGUGGAGUUCUGCACUCAGCCUGCAGUGUGUGUGUUGUGCUCCUCAGGGCCCCCUCUCCCUCCCCAGGAGGUGCAGGUCCAGUGUGGUCAGACGCCGGGGAUCCUGCAGGUCAGAUGGAAGCCGCCACCUCUGACGUCUUCAGGAACCUCCAACGGGGCCAGUGUGAUUGGCUAUGCCGUGUGCACCAAGGGACAGAAGAUCGCAGAGGUCUUAUACCCCACAGCAGACUAUGUGACCGUGGAGUUGAACAGGAUUCAGUGUCUGGAGGCCCGAGAGCUCAUCGUACGGACGCUAUCGGCGCAGGGAGAGUCCCAGGACUCGCCCGUGGCCGUCAUCCCCAACAACCUGCUGGGCUCCCCGCGCCUCUCCCAUCGAACCACUGCGCCUCCCCACCACACGGCCCCUCCGACCCACCCGCCCUACCCGUCGACGUACCCGCCGAAUCACCCUCAGCCCCAGGUGCAGCCUCCGCCUCGGGGCCAGCCGCACACGCUGCCCCACGCACAGCCGCACGCGCAGCCCGUGUGCCAACCGCCGCCUCACCCCCAGCCCCACUUCCAGAGCCACCCCAUGAUGCCCAAGUCCAAACCCUCAGUAAGUGCCAGAGAGCCACAAAGCAAAGAGCAUGAGGUGGGACUUCGGACAGCACAGCUCUGGGAGCGGUCCCCUUCGCCGCACCCUCCCAUGCGUGGACCCAACCUGGAGCCGCCGCCGCCGCACUUCCAGCCGCGGCGAUCGCCGUCUCCUCAGAGGAUCCUGCCACAGCCUCAGGGAGCCCCCAUCCCCAACACCGUCGCCAAGGCCAUGGCCAGGGAAGCCGCCCAGAGGGUGUUCGCCGAGGGCAACCGGGUUGAGAAAAGGAAUAUCUUCAGUGAGCGAGGCAACGCCUUGCACCCAGUCAACUCUGACGAGGAGGAGGACGGCUACGACUCUCCUCAUGCGAGGAGGAGAGGAGCGUCGGUGGAUGAAUUCCUCAGGGGUUCGGAGUUGGGCAGACAGCACCACCAUCACCCCUACGGCCACAGUGAGGAGUACCACACAGAGAGCAGCCGGGGUUCGGACCUCUCCGACAUAAUGGAGGAGGAUGAGGAGGAUCUUUACUCCGAGAUGCAGCUGGAGGAAGGCCGCAGGCGCAGCAUCAACUCUCACAACACUCUCAAGGCCUAUUACAAGCGUCAGGACUUAGCCGAGGAAAGGGACAGCUGGGACCUCCAGCGGGAGGUGGUGAAGCAGAGGUCGCUGCGCAGCAAGCGGCUCCACAGCAUCCCCGAGGUGGCCGAGGAGGAGUCGGAGUGCGUGGACGGCGCGGGCCAGCGGCUGCGCUUCGCGGAGGGCGGGCGGCCCGGGACGCCGCGCGCUCAGCGGCGGGCGUACUCGCAGCGCGCCGACGCCCGCCCCGCCCCGGGCAAGAACUCCCGCCUCCUGCGGCGCCAGCGCUCCUCCCCGCGGUUCACCGACGGCCGCCACGGCCACAGCGCGGACGACCGCGGCCCCGUGCGGCCCAACCGCCAGAACACCAAGAGCCCCGACAGCGGCUUGGACUGCGGCAGCGAGGAAGAGGGCUCUCUGGGCCGCGGGUAUCGAGGGUACUACGCCGCCCACGGGAGCCCCACCCGGGGGUCCGUUCACAUCAUCCACUGCGAAGGCCCGGUGGAGAGGCGGGCGCUGGCACUGGGCCGCAAAAGGACUCUGACCCGCCAGGGCAGCGUGGGGGCCGAGUUCGCCGACCUCCCGGUGACCGCGGCCAAGUCGGUCCACUCGGGCGAUUUUAGGAACAGGGAGCACUUUGGGCCCGGACGGGGGGCCGGGCCAAGAAACUACUCCCGGGAAGGGGCUCUGAGCGAGGGCAGGCUGGACGAGCUGGACAGGGUCUAUUACAGCUCCCACAGGGAGGCUAGGGUCCAGUCUGUGUCCAGGCUCAACCGGGACCAGCCGCUGAUCAUUGGGAACUCACCACCUUAUGGAAAUGCUGAUCGUCUGGACCACUCGGGGAGGAGGCCGGUUCACAUGGGCAACCCUCCUCAGCAGCGGCCCAUCCCCUCCAUCGAGAUCACCAUGGACAGUAACAGUGAGGGGAGUGAGGGGAACCUCUCACCCGUCAAGGAGGAUGUUUACUAUGGCAGUGUAGCUCGGCGCAGGAUGUGGCGAUCUAUGUCCUCAGAGGAUCAAUCUGACGGCUUUGGCGGUCGCAGGCACGGGCGGGGACGGCGCUCCCUGGAGUACUACGAAGAAUCGGAGCCGGAGGAGAUGACCCGUGUGUUCGUGGCCCUGUUUGACUACGAUCCCAUGUCCAUGUCUCCGAACCCCGAUGCUGCUGACGAGGAGCUGCCAUUCAAGGAGGGCCAGAUCAUCAAGGUCUUUGGGCACAAAGACACAGAUGGCUUCUACAGGGCAGAGGUCCGAGACCGAGUGGGUCUCAUCCCCUGUAACAUGGUGUCUGAGAUCCAAACAGAGGAUGACGAAAUGAUGGGCCAGCUCCUCAAACAGGGCUUCCUGCCACUCAACACUCCUGUGGAGAAGUUAGUGAACUGUGAUCGUUUCAAAGAUGGACGCUCAAUAAAUCGCAGGUCCAGAAAAUCCAAGAGAGAGAGGAACAGGCGAAGCGGGCGGCAACAUCCGAUGUCCACACGGAGAAUGGUGGCUCUGUACGACUAUGACCCCCGAGAGAGCUCCCCUAACGUUGAUGUAGAGUAUGAGGGCAACAGGCUGAACGAGGAGGCUGAACUGACUUUCUGUGCCGGUGAUGUCAUCACAGUUUUUGGUGAAAUAGAUGAAGAUGGUUUUUAUUAUGGCGAGCUCAAUGGACACAAGGGACUUGUUCCUUCCAACUUUCUAGAAGAAGUGCCUGAUGAUGUAGAGGUUUUUCUCACUGACUCACCAUCUCGAUACCCCCAGGACACUCCUGCACGGAUAAAGACCAAAAGGGUUCCAUCGGAAAAAUCGGGGCCGCCCAGAAGAGCAGGCUCUCCCACAGUGCGUCCACACAUCCCUGGCUCCGGCCCCGCCCCCGUGGGGCCCGGCAGUCCCAUCAGGGCCCCACCGGACAUGUACUCCUCCAAAACGGAAAAGGGACUACUCUCCAAAGGGAAGACGCUCUUGCAAAGACUCGGCGCUGUAAAAUAACUUUUGUUUGACAUACUCGGGGUGUCAUUCAAUUCCUUCUAGUGGUUUAAAAAAAAAAAAAGAUAUACCUAUCACAGUGCAUAGGUGGCAUUUUUCAAACACUUUAUUCUUGUACAUCUGAUGUAUGCUAAAAAUAAUUGUAUUUUUGUUAAAAGUAUCAACUCCAUAUUUUUAAUAACAUUCCAUAUUUCGAUGUGAUGUUUGUUGAGUAUCUUCCCUCCGAGUCUCUUGACUGAUGUUUUACUGUGACCGGCGACAGGAAACCCUUCGUUUCGCCCACGGUGACGUGUAACGGCCCCCCCCCCC